GGCUGGUCUGAGCGCAGCGAGUCCCUGGAGCUGGUGGUGACAGGGACAGACAACGAUCCCAGCGGGCGAGGUCAGCCUGCUGGACCCCUGACCCUGCGGUCAGAUGAGGAGGUCCUCCAGGUGUGGCCACAGGCCAGGGACCAGAUGGCCCGAGCCAACAUAUCAGGGGAUGCCUGAGGAAGGCCCUGGUGAAGCUGGCCCCCGACCCACGGCCCUGGGCCCCACGACAGUCCCCAGCUCCCGGGAGUACAAGGUGCUGAACUGUGUCCGCCUGGGCCUGGCCGCGGUGGUCCUGCUGGUCCUGGCAGGGAUUCUGGUGGAUGCUCAGUGUGGUGGCGCGGGCCCCAGUGAGGACGCAGUGACAGAGGCCAGGGAGCCCCCGCCAGGAGGAUUGGCCCGCGGGGGACACUCUGAUGGCUCCGAGGCUCCGCUGAGAGACCCAGAACCGCAGUGACCGGCCGCUCCGUGGGCGCCGUGGGAGGCUGUCCCUGGAGACCUGACUCACUCUGUCGGCCUCCUGUCUCGGAGGGCUGGCCUCAACGUCCAGUGCUUGUGGUCGCGGCGCCUCGUCCCGGCCCUCCCGGGGCUCUAUUCCCUCCUGGCUCAAAGGCAGAACCGGCUCCCCCAGCCUCACCCACCCUCUUCACUGCCCUCCUCCAGCCCCUCCGAGGCUCCGGGCCUGAGCCAUUUCUGCAGGUCACCCUGUGCCGGGACAGGGUCAGCAUCCUGGGGUCCCCCUCAUGCCCAUGUCAGAGCCUCCCACCUGCCACCUCAGGCUUCCCCAGAGGCUGACACUUGCCCCGGCCUUAGCCAGGGAGGCCGGAGCCGCACCCCCGCCCACUCGCCAUUUCCUUCCCCUGCUGGGACGGCCUCCUCCUCACCCCACGCUCUUGGAGGAGAGUCUGGGGCUGAUGCAAAUCCCGCCUUCACAGGCUGCUCACACUGUCCUUAGCCACCAUUAAACCGAACAGCAGGUGCGGGGACCUUC
Messenger RNA from Tupaia belangeri chinensis (Chinese tree shrew), 988 nucleotides. RefSeq lists its product as uncharacterized. The transcript has 4 exons. The record is from RefSeq and is a predicted model, not a curated record. The coding region runs from base 104 to 454 and encodes 116 amino acids. Lineage: Eukaryota; Metazoa; Chordata; Mammalia; Scandentia; Tupaiidae.